Molecule: messenger RNA, 1789 nt
Organism: Cricetulus griseus (Chinese hamster)
Lineage: Eukaryota; Metazoa; Chordata; Mammalia; Rodentia; Cricetidae
Source: RefSeq, a predicted model, not a curated record
GCUUCGUGCUUCCCGGGUGCUGAUUGUUGGAAUGAAAGGGCUUGGGGCUGAAAUUGCCAAGAACCUUAUCCUGGCAGGAGUGAAGGGACUGACCAUGCUGGAUCAUGAACAGGUAUCUCCAGAAGACUGUGGAGCUCAGUUCUUAAUUCGGACUGGGUCUGUAGGCCAAAAUAGGGCUGAGGCCUCUCUGGAACGAGCCCAGAAUCUGAACCCCAUGGUGGAUGUAAGGAUGGACACUGAGGACAUAGAGAAGAAACCUGAGGCAUUCUUCACUCAGUUUGAUGCGGUGUGCCUGACUUGCUGCUCCAGGGAUGUCAUUGUUAAAGUCGACCAGUUCUGUCACAGAAACAGCAUCAAGUUUUUCACAGGAGAUGUCUUUGGGUACCAUGGGUACACCUUUGCAAAUCUUGGAGAGCAUGAGUUUGUAGAAGAGAAAACCAAAGUUGCCAAAGUUAGUCAAGUAGUAGAAGAUGGACCUGACACCAAGAGAGCAAAGCUGGAUUCAUCUGAGACAACCAUGGUCAAAAAGAAAGUGCUUUUCUGCCCUGUAAAAGAGGCGCUGGAAGUAGAUUGGAGUGGAGAGAAAGCCAAGGCCGCUCUGAAGCGCACAGCCCCAGACUACUUUCUGCUGCAAGUGGUGCUUGAAUUCCGCACGGAUAAAGGGCGGGACCCCAGCUCUGACAGCUACAGCGAGGACGCGGAGCUGCUGCUGCACAUCAGAAACGAUGUGCUUGACUCGCUGGGCGUCAGCCCCGACCUGCUUCCCCAUGACUUUGCCAGGUACUGCUUCUCUGAGAUGGCCCCAGUAUGUGCUGUGGUUGGAGGGAUCUUGGCACAGGAAAUUGUGAAGGCCCUGUCUCAACGGGACCCUCCUCACAACAAUUUCUUCUUUUUCGACGGCAUGAAGGGGAGUGGAAUUGUGGAGUGCCUAGGUCCCAAGUGAGCCACAGCCACUGGCGGGAACCUGCCAUCGCUCGAGUAUGGCCAUCGCAUAGCACCCCUCUGCCGUUGCUCACUUGCUAUCAUUGGGGACCGACAGUGUGGCAAGAGCUGCAUGCUUGCCACCUCUUGUCUCCCUCCCUUCAGUGGGUCAGCAGAAAGGAGCAGGGGUAUAAGGCCCAUUUGAAACCCAGUGGAAUUCACUUCUGCCAAACCCUGAAGGACUGUGAACAGCCCGUGUUACGGAGCCUUCAUCAGGCUGUAGCCUGGGCUGUGGAAUGGGAGAGACUGUCACCCAGCUAUCUUACAAGUUAAACCUUAGUGGAACUGUUCAUAUCUUGUCUUUUGGUUUUGGACCUAUUAGCUUAACCUUUAAUGGUGGAGCCAUCUCUUAAGAGUUUCUCUGUGUAGCUCUGGCUGUCCUGGAACUCGCUCUGUAGACCAAGAUGGCCUCAAACUCACAGAGGUCCGUCUGCCUUUACCUCUGAAGUGCUGGGAUUAAAGGUGUGCUCCACCACCGCCCAGCCCCAAAUUUUUAUUUCUAAAAGUCAAUCCCGGGAGCCAUGUGUGGGCCUGGAAAUUGAGAUGCAGGGUCAGGAGAAAUGCUGUAAAUUUCAAGGCCAAGCUGGUCUACAUAAUGUACCAAGACACUGUCUCAAAAUACAAAAGGUAUGUGCCAGAGUGGGAGGUUUCACUCUCCCGGUUUUGUGGUCUUGGGCACCAGGUCCUCAAGUGAGAGGGCUGGGUUGGUUUGGUCUUUUUUGGGGGGGGUGGGACAACUUGUCUUUUCUAGUUCAUAGAUUCCCUUGGCUGUUUGUGAGGAGUGAUAAUAAAGCAAUAACACUCUCAA